Molecule: messenger RNA, 2466 nt
Organism: Dracunculus medinensis (Guinea worm)
Lineage: Eukaryota; Metazoa; Nematoda; Chromadorea; Rhabditida; Dracunculidae
Source: the annotation of a GenBank genome assembly
CAAUUCAGAAGACAGAAUUCUCUUUUGCCUCAUCGUAUAAGUGGAAGAAAAUCAUCAGAAAGGCAUUUAAAGCGAAAAAAAAAAAUUACUCUACAUCGCGUUGAACAGACUGAUGUAGUCAUUGAAUUGUUGAACGGAAAACGUAUCGAAGUUAGCUGUCGGUCUGAUGCUAUUGCUUUUGAGGUAGCCGACGUUGUCAUGAGGCACAUGAAUUACACUGAGAAUUCUUUCUUUGGACUCACAGUUUUAAAAGAUGGCGAACACUUUUUUCUUGAUGACCAUCAGCGACUAGAAAAAUUCGCUCCACCAGGUUGGAGGAAUGCACGGCAAUUGGCCCCUAAAUCCAUUUACAUACUUUAUUUGCGAUUUCGAUAUUAUCCAGCAUCUCUUGAUUUCAUCAAAACGAAUAUAGUUCUACAUGAACUGUAUUUGCAAUUACGACGAGAUUUUCUGGAUGAUAAUAUUCAGCCACCGCGAGAAAAAGUCUUCGAAAUGGCAGCUCUUGCUUUACAAGCUGAAUUUUCUGAUCGGUCAAAUACAUCCAUUAUUGAUUAUUUCAAUAUUGAAUAUUACUUGCCCAAAAGAUAUAUUGAUAAUAAUAAUCUGAAACGAAUGGUGACAGUUCUUGCCGAAUUUCAUAGCCAGUACAAAGGAGUGACAAAUCAACAAGCUGAAAUUCAGUUUAUUUUGGCUUGUCAGAAUUUGUCAGAUUAUGGUGCGCACUUACAUCGUGUUUUCAAAUCAAAACCUUCCUAUAAUCUCGGAAAUACUCCUUUUGGCGAUCCUCAAACGGGAAUCGCUAACUGGAUUGGAAUUUUAACCCGUGGGAUCAUUGAAUGUGAAGAACAGAGUGGAAGACGCAUAAUUAAUGAACACUUAUGGCAAAACACGCAAACAUUGCAAUUUGACAAAAAAAGAUUCGUUAUUGUGUCGGAAAAAGUAACGCCCCUACGAAGUGUUUUCUUUACGGAUCAUUAUACAAAAUUUAUUCAUUUAUUCUUCUAUUUAUUUUGUUACUUCCCUAUCUUUCUCGCUUAUUUUGUUCGUUUUGCUGCAUCUCAGCAUCGAUUUAUGAUCAAAAUGCGGCAGUGGAAACAAACGUUACGUCCUGGCGAUUCUAAAUAUAUGCAACAAGCACUAUUAAAUGUUGAAAAAACAGAAAAUGUUCAGUUGGAAUCUUUGACAAAACGUGAUAGAUUUAUUCCCUUACUUGUUGAAUCUGAAUGUCCGUCCACAAACGCAAAAGAAACAGAAAGCCGACAAUUCGACGCUGAAGGUAACUCUAUAGUAGAAGCUGUGGAAAAUGGGGAUGGCUACAAGUUUGAAGUAAUUCUUGAAAAAGAUUCGAGAAUGGGGCUCGGUCUAACUCUUGUAGAUGGUAAUCUAAAUGGUAUCAAGGGUGUUUAUGUCAAAUCAGUUAUAGAAGGAGGUGCAGGAAUGAAUGGAGGCAUUCUUGUUGGCGAUCGAUUAUUAAGCAUUAAUGAUAUUUCUCUGAAAGAAAAAGAUCGUCAUGCAGCUGUAGAUUUGGUUAAAGAGAGCGGUAAUCGAGUUCGACUUGUGUUCACUUUCUUAUUUUUACAAAAUGUUUUUAUGUUUUCAUUCGUGUAUUUAGUAAAUCGAUCAAGAACGCCACCAGUACAAAAGAAGCGAGCCGAUAUACCCAAGAAACGCAUUAGAGCUGUUAGUGACUUUGGAGCAGUUGGUGACAAUUUACCUGAAUUGAACAGUGAAGAAAUUCUUCAACAAAACAAUAUAAGAAACACAUCAAAAGCAUCAUGUAAUCUCGAUGGAUUGGAAAAUGAUUUAGAUUGGGAUGAGAUAAUAGCCAACUCAUCUUACACAUCUGAUUUCAAUGAUAAUUAUGAUAUGAGAUAUCCGGUUUUGUUGGAUAAUGUUGAUGGCCAAAGUAAUGAUUUCUCACGAAUAACUUUCGUUCAUCUUAAUCGGAAUGAAUCAGGAAAUCUUGGAGUACAGAUUGCAUCAAGUGGUGGAUCCGUAUAUAUUAAGCAAUUAACUGCAAAUCCUGCACUUUCUCAUCCGAAUAUUCGUAUUGGUGAUAAGCUUAUUAUGGUGAAUGGACAAAAAACUCAAAAUUUAACUCAUCAACAAGUUGUUGACUUGCUGAGAAAUAGUGGUAAUGCUGUAGUUCUGGGUCUGGCACAUCCUGAGACUCAAAAUAAUGAUCUUUUGGACGACAAAGAAGAGAUUAUCCGAGUUGUUUUGGAUAAAUCACCCACUGGUUCACUUGGCCUCAGUUUGGCGAAGAAGACAGGCUUAGAAGGUAUUUUUAUUCGGACUAUUGGUGUAGGUAGUGCAGCUGAUGUUGAUGGCACUUUGCGCGUUGGCGACAAGUUUUGGGAGAUAAAUGGUCAGUCUGUGAACAAUUUAACGCCUGGUGCGGUUGUUAAGAUGUUGAAAAGCUCUUCUAAUCCUAUCGAAAUUGUGGUGAAGCGGUCAGUUAGCUGA